Molecule: messenger RNA, 2939 nt
Organism: Octopus sinensis (East Asian common octopus)
Lineage: Eukaryota; Metazoa; Mollusca; Cephalopoda; Octopoda; Octopodidae
Product: ATP-binding cassette sub-family B member 6, mitochondrial
Exons: 18
Coding region: 247-2742 (831 amino acids)
Biological process (GO): heme transport; transmembrane transport
Cellular component (GO): membrane
Molecular function (GO): ATP hydrolysis activity; ATP binding; ABC-type heme transporter activity
Source: RefSeq, a predicted model, not a curated record
AGAUUAUUUCCGACUCUAUUCUAUAGGAAUGCUCUCAAUAACUUCACUGGUCCUGAAUUUUUUAAACGCUUUGUUCAACUGUUAAUUUUUCUUUUUUAAUAAUAAGGAAAUACGCGUAUUGUUUAUAUUGACUGCUUCAGAAUUUUAUUUGAAACUCACUUGGAGUUUCGUAGUGUCUAUUCGUAUAUUUAUCUUCUUAUCACUGUGUAGAAUUUGACAUGCUAAACUAAUUGAUAGAUAUUCAAGAUGAUGCAGUACUGUGAAAAUGGAUCAGCCAUUAAUGUCUAUUGGAGAAAUAAUGGUCUGAACCAUUGCUUUAUUGAUACUGUAACGAACAGUGUUUUAUUUUUCAUCAUUGCUGUUUUUGGGACAAUACAGAUAUGGAUGUACAACCGGUACUCAACUUCAGUAGAGAAGAAGUAUAAACCAUUUAAUUUCGGAUAUGUUACACAAAUUCUUGCUACUUCAGUCUUGAUAUUUGAGUCUAUUCUUCAUAUUGUACUGAUUGACACAGCUGAAGAUGGUCGCACUGUUUAUGGCUAUCAGCUCUUCACUUGUCUAGUGUACCUUUGUGGCUGGACUAUAACAAUGAAACUAGUAUGCUUAGAAAGACACCGUGCCUUGCCCUCGAUACCUACAAGAAGCCAUGGACUUGUUUUGCUUGUCUUUUGGACAUUAACAUAUGUACGAGAGAAUAUUGCUUUUGUAUCUUGGUUUAGUCCAGAAUGGUGGUGGCAUUUAAGGGGUGAAUCUCAAAAGAUUGAAUUUUCAUUAUGGCUACUGCGUUAUCUGUGCACAAUGUCACUGUUUAUCUUGGGUUUUUGUGCACCUGGUGUUCCUCGAGGCACUUACCAUUUACUUCUUCAAGAUGAGGAACAGGGCCAAAAUCAAUCAGAAACUUCUACUUGGAAAAACAUAUCAAAGAAAAUGAAGCUUAUGUUUCCAUUGGUGUGGCCGAAAGGUCAGUUGGUGUUGCAGUUGUUAGUUGUUUUAUGCCUGGGAUUACUUAGCCUUGGACGAGUAGUGAAUAUUUUUGUACCAAUCUAUUACAAAAACAUUGUGAACAGUCUAUCCGAAGAUGCUUCCGGUGGCAAACCACUAACUUUCCGAUGGGAUUUUGUUCUUAUCUACGUCGUUCUCUUUAUGUUACAAGGUGGAGGAUUUGGUUCAACAGGUCUCUUGAACAAUUUGCGGUCUUUAUUAUGGCUUCCUGUUCAGCAGUACACAACAAGAAAAAUACAAAUACAAUUAUUUGCACAUUUACAUUGUCUUUCUCUUAGAUGGCAUUUAAACAGGAAGACGGGUGAAGUCCUACGGGUUAUUGACAGAGGAAAGAACAGCAUCAACCAACUUCUCAGUUACAUCCUCUUCCAGAUCCUUCCCACAAUUAUCGACAUCAUAAUUGCUAUCAUAUUCUUCAUCACUCAGUUCAACUACAUCUUUGGUUUGGUUGUUUUCCUCUGUAUGAUGCUCUAUCUUGCAACAACAAUUCUGAUCACAGAAUGGAGAACCAAGUAUCGGCGCAACAUGAAUCUCAAAGACAAUGAAGCCAACACCAAAGCAGUGGAUUCUUUAAUCAAUUUUGAAACGGUGAAGUAUUAUAAUGCUUCUCAGCUGGAAGUAAACCGAUACCAGGGAGCUAUUGUCGAAUAUCAAAAAGCUGAAUGGUUGUCUACUGCCAGCCUGAACUUGUUAAACACACUGCAAAGUUUCGUCAUUGCAAUAGGUUUACUUGGUGGCUGUAUGUUAUGUGCUUGGGCAGUAGUCCAUGGGUUAAAUGGCCUGAAGCUCACUUCAGGGGAUUAUGUUCUGUUUGGUACUUACAUUAUACAGCUCUUUGCUCCAUUAAAUUGGUUGGGAACUUAUUACAGAAUGAUCCAGCAGUCUUUCAUUGAUAUGGAGAAUAUGUUUGACUUGAUUAAUGAAGAAGAAGAGGUUUCUGAUAUUCCUGGUGCCAAAGAUCUGCAACUGAAAGAAGGCAAAAUUGAGUUUAGAAACGUCCAGUUUCAUUAUGAGAUUGCACGACCCAUUCUGAAAAAUAUUUCUUUUACUGUUUUGCCUGGACAAACAUUUGCUUUGGUUGGUCAGACAGGAAGUGGAAAGAGUACAAUUGUGAGACUUUUGUUUCGGUUCUACGACAUUCAAGGGGGCAGCAUUCAAAUUGAUAAUCAAGACAUUUCUUUGGUUACUCAAAGUUCACUUCGCCAAUAUAUUGGUGUGGUACCCCAAGACACUGUCCUUUUCAAUGAUGACAUCAGAUAUAAUAUUCGUUAUGGUCGUUUCAAGAGUGAUGAAAGAGACAUUCAGGAAGCUGCUGCUGGCGCCGAUAUUCACGAACGGAUUAUGUCAUUUCCAAAUCGUUAUGAUACAGUUGUUGGUGAAAGAGGUUUGAAACUGAGUGGUGGAGAAAAGCAGAGAGUUGCGAUUGCUCGGACAUUGUUAAAGGCUCCAGCUAUCGUCCUUCUGGAUGAAGCAACAUCAGCCCUGGAUACCGAAACUGAAAGAAACAUCCAAGCAUCAUUAUCACGUGUAUGUGAAAACCGCACAACUAUUAUCGUAGCACAUCGCCUUUCCACUGUUAUUCACGCUGACCAAAUUUUAGUUCUUCAUGAAGGCGUAAUUAUAGAACGAGGAACGCAUACUGAGUUGAUCAAAGCUGAAGGUGCUUAUAGCUCAAUGUGGCAACAACAGUUGACAAAUAUGUCAGCAGAGGAAUCUUCAGAGAACAUAUCAGACAAGUAAUUAGGAAUAUUUUCAGUUUUUUUAAAAUUCAGAAUAGAUUUUUUUUCCACAUUUCUGAUGGUUUGUAUGAUAGAGUUAUAUAUAAAUAUGAGUUUGUAUGAUAGAGUUUGUAAUUUUAUUGAGAAAAUGUUUUUGGAUCUCAUAUGUCAGAAUCUAAUAAAAUACCUGAAUAAGUUUUUCCACUUAUUGAUUCCAAA